Molecule: messenger RNA, 2277 nt
Organism: Aspergillus viridinutans
Lineage: Eukaryota; Fungi; Ascomycota; Eurotiomycetes; Eurotiales; Aspergillaceae
Exons: 5
Coding region: 1-2277 (758 amino acids)
Source: RefSeq, a predicted model, not a curated record
AUGUCGUCAAAUGUAUUUGAAAAUCUACAGUCUCCCGUCUCAUAUGACGCCGAGAUCGAUAAAGGAUGGCAGCUAAUCUCAGAAAAAGGCGAUAACCCUGUUAUGAGAAUAUUGGAAGUUCUGCAGGAUACGUAUUGGAGAGCCGUGACGGAUGAGAUCGCCAAUGCACUUUUAGCGUUUGACGACUACAAGACGUUUUGUCCCGACGGCUUGCCAAAGAUUGGGGAGGAUGAGCUCGAAAGCGAGUAUCUCCAAGAGCUAGUGGACUUAUGGGAUCCACUGGGACUAUCUGAUGACAAGAAGAAGGAUCUGUGUGAGAAGGUCCUGCAUAAUGUCAAAAGAAGGCAAGACUUAUCAACUGACGAGCUGUUGGCUCGCUCCUUACUUCAAGCAUGCGGGUUGACGGAUUAUGAUUUUGUGCAGGAGUAUAGAAAGCCGACCUUUCCAUCCCUGGGUCCUGCAGCUCAAGGGCGUCACUCGUCCCGGGAGGUCAGAGAGUUUCUCCAUCCGGAGGAUUUCAGGACUAUCCACGGCUGCGAUGUCCACUGCGCACAGCUGUACUCUGUAUCUCCCGACCGCAGGGUGUAUGAAGCGACCAAAAAGGUCCGGGAUCGACGAUUUCUCUGCGCCAGGAAGCAGCUCUCCGGCGGUCUAUUCAGCGGGUUCAACGAGGACUUUCGGUGGAAAGCCGGAGAAGACCAAAUCGUCGCCCUAUUCCUCGCUUUCGCAGAGGCGUGGAGGACGAAUCGAUCGCCAGUUCAACCGGAAGCAUACAAUCGAGAGCUUCUACUGGGUUACGCAUCGGCAAUCACGCAAGUCAUGCAGUUCUUUUUCGAUGAGAUUAAACUGCAUCUCUUUAUGUUCGCGCAAAAACUGGGCAAGACGCAGAAACUGGCCUACAGUCGGAUGAGCAACAAUUGCCAGGACUUUUGUAAUGGCCUCGUCACCUACAAGGAAGUCUUCGUCUAUUCCCCCUUUGAUGUCAUGUACCCUUUUCUACCAGUCUCUCUAUCUCUGGACAUUGAGAAGAAACCGGAAGAAGAUUGCCUUUGCUACCUGCAGAGUUUUGUCAAGCCUCUGCAGUACCCGAUUCCGGGAUUCAGAAGCAGGCGAGCGAUGCUCGGUUCGGCCAUUAAUUUGUACUCGGCGUCCGCCCAGAAUGACGCCGACCUCAUUGACCACGUGUGGGGUGUUCGCUUCGGCCAAGAUCCUGAUGACGACUCCUACCUGGGAUUUUAUACUGGGGAUGACCGUGGCGGCGAUCCGUACCUUCUCAAAGACGAAGAAAUGAGCUGCUCGGAUCGAUUCGCAACCCACAUGCUCCCUGGCCAAUGCCAAUCGAAGCGCUGCACCCUGGCAGACCAUCUGCUGGACUGUCCGGUUGACAACCUGUCGGUCCUCCAAACACAUUUGCUGCGCGCCCAGAAAUACUAUUACAACCGUAGAGGCGAGUUUCUUUCUGAUCUCGGCACGAAAGCCUGGGUCACCAAUCGACUCGAGAUACUCGAUCGACUCCGAGUCCUCAACGACUUUCUGGCCGAGAUUGCCCUUCAGUUCCAGAACAGCUGCAAGGAGGUCCUCUCGCCAGGCUGUACCGUCAAGGCAGUGCGGAAGGUCUGGAAACCGGCCGACACGCUCUUCUCACGAGCAUGGCAUGGAGAUAAACGAGUAGGAGACCGCCUGCACCCUGCACCGGAUAUUGAUUUUGGUGACGGCGAGUUGAACAACUGGAAAGCAGUCGGGUUACUUACGCUGGGAUUCCCACUGUUCCAGACGCAUCGGCAGAUGCUGGACCGGCGUGAGUUGUUCACGACCCGACUGAAGACACUCGCAUCACUGCUUAGUACGAAAGUAGCCGGGAAAGGCGAAGUCUGGUCGCCAUGGAAGUGGUGUACGUGCUCCGAUUGCAAGGUGUAUCGAUUGCGCCAUAUUUGCUCUCGGAUGGACUCGAAUUUCAUAAGUACCGUUAACAGCGACGGGGCGAAGCCCGUCAUUCAGCCGGGCCAUCCCGACUAUGUCUCGCCUUUGGAAGUGCUAGAUGCGCUGAAGGACGGGGUGUUUUGGAAGGACGCGCUGGAUGACUGUCGAUAUGAGUUGGAGAAGGAGGUGAGACGUCAUGACGUGAUGGGAUUGACAUGGGAGAGUACUCUGUUGCUUUGCUUGAGAUGUAUUCUGGGGAGUGGUACCCUGCAAGACGUUCACGAUCAAUUGGAGUACUACAAGCUGGUCUUUGAGGAGGCGUCUAAAAAGACAUUGCCAUCUAGCCAGUUUGUUUAA